AUGGAAGAAACCGAUGUUGAUCUAACCUUCCGCACCAUUCCUUGUUCCCAAUGCAAAUUCCCAAUUCAACCAAACUCAUCCAAUACAUUAUGCGUUAAAUGUUUGCGAUCAAAAAACGAUAUCACAUUAGGGUUACGCAAGAAACACUAUCUCCUACAUUGCCCCCAAUGCAAAAGCUACUCUGAACCCCUCACAUCAUGGAUCAAACUACCAUUACAACCAAAACAGCUUCUUGAUUUUUGUUUAGUAAUACUACAAAAGAAUUUGACUUCCAGUAACGUGAGAUUGGUUUGUUCUCAAACAAUUCCAUCUCGACCCAAUUCAAAGAUUAUCAAAAUUAGGGCUACUGUUCAGAAACAGGUUCCCAAUGGAGAAAUUCUUCAUCAAUCUUAUCUUGUUGAGUUUGUUCAACACAACCGCAUCUGUGAAUCUUGUACUAGGGUUCAGCCUAAUCCCAAUCAAUGGGAUUCUGUUGUGCAAUUAAGACAACAUGCAUUACGUAUGCAUAGUUUCUUUCGUUUGGAACAUGCUAUUUCUAAGCAUGGUGUUGCUGCUAAUGCUGUGAGAAUCAAUAAGAUGAAACACGGGAUUGAUUACUUUUUUUUCAACAGAAUUCAUGCUAACAGGCUUCUUGAUUUUAUCAAGGGACGACUCCCUGUGAGGAUUUCUGAGAGUAAGCAACUUGUUUCUCAUGAUUCAAAUAGUUAUAGAUACACUUUUUCGGUUGAAGUUUGUCCUAUUUGUCGCAAGGAUUUGAUUUUUCUGCCUCCUAAAGUUGCACUGUGUUUGGGAAAUAUCGGUCCUCUUGUGAUUUGUACCAAGGUCACCAACGUUAUUGUUUUGUUUGAUCCGUUGACCUCGACGCAGUGUUGCUUAGAUAGUGAUAUGUAUUGGAGGGCACCCUUCAAGUCUUUGCUCACUAGGAAAGAGUUAGUGGAAUAUGUUGUGCUCGAUGUUAAGGAGGUUUGUUCAGAGGUUAAUGCUGAUGGUAAGAAAUUCAAUUUAGCUCAUGUUGAGGUUGCUCGUGUGAAAGAUUUAGGAAAGAAUGACACGAGAUUUAAUAUCAAGACUCAUCUGGGUUAUCUUUUGAAAACGGGUGACUGUGCUCUUGGUUAUGACUUGUGGGAGGCUAAUUGUAAUGAUACUGAGAUUGAACUGAAGGAGCACAUAGGAGAUGGUGUGAUUUUAAUGAAGAAGAGAUCUGGAUUAAAACGAUUGAUGACUAGAUUUGGGGAGCAUAAGUCCUACUUACAAGAUCUAGAAGAAAUCACUAAUGAGGUGCACGGCAUAUCACUAGGCGGUGAAGAGCCGCCUUUGGAGGAAAAGCUGGGUGAUCUUAAUAUAAGUGUUGAGGAGCAUCAGGAGAAGAAGAAGGUGAGGAGGAUUGAAUGA
Vicia faba (fava bean) is the source of this 1392-nucleotide messenger RNA. NCBI's taxonomy places the organism in Eukaryota, Viridiplantae, Streptophyta, Magnoliopsida, Fabales, Fabaceae. The record is from the annotation of a GenBank genome assembly.